Molecule: messenger RNA, 6414 nt
Organism: Pan troglodytes (chimpanzee)
Lineage: Eukaryota; Metazoa; Chordata; Mammalia; Primates; Hominidae
Gene: GAST
Product: gastrin
Exons: 3
Coding region: 4085-4582 (165 amino acids)
Biological process (GO): response to food; G protein-coupled receptor signaling pathway
Cellular component (GO): extracellular region
Molecular function (GO): hormone activity
Source: RefSeq, a predicted model, not a curated record
UUUUUUUUUUUUUUUGAGACAGAGUUUCACUCUGUCUCCAGGCUGGAGUGCAGUGGCACAAUCUCAGCUCACUGCACCCUCUGCCUCCCAGGUUCAAGCAAUUCUCCUGCCUCAGCCUCCCAAGUAGCUGGGACUACAGGCACACACCGCCAUGCCCGGCUUUUUUUUUUUUUUGUAUUUUAGUAGAGACAGGGUUUCACCAUGUUGCCCAGGCUGGUCUCAAACUCCUGAGCUCAGGCAAUCUGCCCACCUUGGCCUCCCAAAGUGCUAGGAUUACAGGCGUGAGCCACCACACCCGGCCAUGUGUUACUCUUUUAUGCCCCUAGAAUCUAAACUCCACCAAAGCAAUGAAAGGGUCUGUCCUGUCAUAGUCACCUCUUUUUUUUUUUUGAGACAAAGUUUCGCUCUUGUUGCCCAGGCUGGCGUGCAAUCGCACAAUCUCAGCUCACUGCAACCUCUGCCUCCCAUGUUCAAGCAAUUCUUCCACCUCAGCCUCCCAAGUAGCCAGGAUUACAGACGUGCACCACCAUGCCCGGCUAAUUUUGUACUUUUUAGUAGAGACAGAGUUUCAUCAUGUUGGUCAGGCUGGUCUUGAACUCCCAAACUUAAGUGAUCCGCCCACCUCAGCCUCCCAAAGUGCUGGGAUUACAGGCGUGAGCCGCUGCACCCAGCGCUGUCAUAUUCACCUCUUAUCCCCAAGUAGCCUCAUCUGUACCCUAGCUCACAGCAGGUGCUCAGUAAUUGGAAUGAAUUUGGAAUAUUCGGAUGGUCAAAAUAACUCAAAGAACAGCUCCCUUCAUUGUAUUUGAAAAUUUACAUGGAAAUUCAUGCUGGGCCAGUUUUUACUAAACAAAAACCUUCACAAGGCUGUGAUCCCUUGUAUCCAGUUUUGAUUGCUACCAUAAUAAGUCACCACAAUUUAGAAGCUUAAAACAACAGCAAUUUAUUCUCUCGCGGUUCUGUAGGUCAGAAGUCCUGGUACAGAGUGGCUCACGGGGUCCCCUGAUGAGGAUCUCCCAAGGCCACAGUCAGGUCGGCAGGGCUGCAUUUCUUUCCGGAGGCUCCAGGGAUGAAUCCACUUCCAAGCUCAUCCAGGUUGUUGGCCAGAUUUCAUUCUUUGUAGUUGCGGGGCUGACAUUCCUCUUUCCUGGCUGUCGGUGGAGAACCUCUCAGCUCCUCAAGGCCACUGCUUUCCUCGUCCUGUUGCCCUCCUACCAUCUUCAGACCAGCAAUUGCUUGUGGAGUCCUCAUAACUCCAGCUCUCCGACCUGACCUUCAGCCACAUCUCUUCUGCCUCUAGCUGAAGAAAGUUAAGGGCUAUGUGAUUACACUGGGCCCAGUCAGAUAAUCCAGCAUAAACUCCCUAAUUUUUUUUUUCAGAGACAGGGGUCUCACUAUGUUGCCCAGGCUGGUCUCAGACUCCUGGGCUUAAGUGAUCCUCCUGCCUCAGCCUCCAGAGUAGCUGGGACUACGGGCAUGCACCACUGCACUUGGCAUAAGCUCUCUAUUUUAAAGCCAGUAACCUUAAUCACACCUGCAACGUCUCUUUUGUUAUGUAAUCGCAUAUUCACAGGUUCCAAGGAUUGGGGCAGGAACAUCUUUGGGGACAUGAUUUUUCUGCCUGCCACAUUCCUACUGGGAGGAUAGAGACCUAAGUUUCAGACCCACCUCUCCUUUUUGGUGUGUGGACUCAGGAUGGGGAUUGCUUCACCUGUCUAAGCCUUAGUUUCUACUUCUUCUUCUUUUUUUUUUUUUUUUUUUUUGAGACAGCGUCUCGCUCUGUCUCCCAAGUACAGUGGCACAAUCAUGGCUCACUGCAACCUCACCUCCCCGGCUCAAGCAAUCCUCCCACCUCAGCCUCCCAAAUAGCUGGGACCACAGCCACGCACCACCACACCCAGCUAAUUUUUGUAUUUUUUGUAGAGAUGGGGUUUUGCCAUGUUGCCCAGGCUGGUCUUCAACUGUUGGGCUCAAGUAAUCUGCCGGCCUCGGCCUCCCCAAGUGCUGGGAUUACAGGCGUAAGCCACCGUACCCAUCAGUUUCUUCUGAAGAAGGGGUUCACACUAGCACUUAGGUCCUAGGAUCAUGGUGAAGAGUGAUUGCAUUCAUUCAUGCUAGGAGCUUAUCAGUGCCUGGUACACGGCAUUGUUAUCGUUGUGAUGACAGGGGCAGGGCCCACACACCUGCACCCUCGAGGGGGACGGAGAUGGGUCCCAAGGUCUGGGAUCUGGUCUUCAAUUUGGUAGGCCCAGAAAUUGAAUUUUCUGCUCACCCAGCUAGUUGGUGUUAGAGCCAUGAUUCAAACCCUGGCCUCACCAGUUCCAAAACCCCCUAUACACCAGGAGGUCCAGCUUCCAUAGACUCUAUCCCUGCUGCCUCUUUCAGUGGCAGUUGGGCUGAUGUCCCUCUGAGUCACAGCUGGCAGGAGGGAAACCUUUGGAUUCACAGAGUGAUAUGCUUAGGGAAUUACCCUCCUUUAAGCCUUGGGGGAGGAGAACUCCCCCAAGUGUAUAAAGUGUGUGCACAGACCUUGUCACCUCUUCCCUUCACUGCAGCCCUAUGAGGUACAAAUGAAUGAUUCCUAUUUCCAAAUGUGGUUAAUUGAGACCCAGAGAGGAUGGGGGAGAAGAUGCAAAAUGGAUUAAAUACCUGCGAUAUUCUCUUUUGUUUGUUUGUUUGAGACAGUCUCACUGUGUCACCCAGGCUGGAGUGCAAUGGCACAAUCUUGGCUCACUCCAACCUCCACUUCCUGGGUUCAAGCGAUUCUCAUGCCUCAGCCUCCCAAGUAGCUGGGAUUACAGGCACGUGCCGCCACUCCCAGCUAAUUUUUGUAUUUUUAGUAGAAACGGGGUUUCACCAUGUUGUUCAGGCUGGUCUCGAACUCCUGACCUCAGGUGAUCUGCUUGCCUUGGCCUCCCAAAGUGCUGGGAUCACAGGCAUGAGCCACCGCACCCGGCCAAAUACCUGCAAUGUUUUGAGCACCGUGCAGGGCGCUUUAUGUACAUCACCUUCACGAGACCCUCCUCCCCAAGUUACUUUCCUCAUUUCCUAGAGGAGAAAACAGCUCAGAGCAGGAGAGAAAUAUGCUCAAAGCUCAACAGCUGGAAAAAGACAGGACCGGGAAACCCUUCCUUUUCCAUCAGACGAGGUCCCCUCGUGAGGAGAACGUGCAGUCUGUGACUGGGGAGCUCCUCAGGGUCAAGGAUGCUCAUCUCUGAAUGCAACCCUUCCCCUGCAGACCUGGCAGGGUCUGCAAAUAGUGACAUUCUUUUUUUUUUUUUUUUUUUUUUUUUUUUUUUUUUUUUUUGGACAGAGUCUCGCUCUGUCGCCAGGCUGGAGUGCAAUGGCAUGAUCUCAGCUCACUGCAACCUCUCUGUGCCUCCCAGGUUCAAGCAAUUCUCCUGCCUCAGUCUCCCGAGUAGCUGGGAUUACAGGCGCCCGCCACCAUGCCCAGCUAAUUUUUGUAUUUUUAGUAGAGUCAAGGUUUCACCAUGUUGGCCAGGAUGGUCUCGAUUUCUUGACUUCGUCAUCCACCUGCCUCAGCCUCCCAAAGUGCUGGGAUUACAGGAGUGAGUCACCACGCCUGGCCAAAUAGUGACAUUCUAACCAUUGCCUGUGGAAUAGGAGACAUGCUUCUAUUGGUUGAAAUUGUCAUCCCUCAUGUAACCAGCCUGGGGAAGAACAUUCAAGGGGGCAUAACCCACUCCAUGGGCACAUACUGAGUCUUGGGCUCUGGUACAACCAGGGUUCUACUGAAAACUUAUCAUUUCCCAUUAGUGUUACCAUAGCAACACGAAUGUCUUCAUUCAUUCCCCUAGUGUAUGAACAGAGCUACACCCACCCCACCUGUUCUCCCAAGCCCCCUCAAAGUCCUUUCAUCUCUGAGAUUCUGUGAUUCAAUUAAUUAUCAGCAAUGCCUGCACUGCUUUUUGUCAUUUUCAUUUAUUCCAUCUGCUGAGUCACCGUGUCCUGCUCUAGAUGAGAGUGGUUAUUCACAACGGUUAUUCAGCCAUCGGUUGCCAUGGACACCGCACAGCCUGCUUCCUUCAUCACCCAUUAAUUCUCAGCAAGGCUGGCUGUAAGCAUGGGUACCACUGCAGUUACCCAAUACCCAAGGGGAUCAAACUCUCCCAGAAAAGGAGGGGGCCCAAUGACGCAUGAACAGGAGCAAAAUCUCUGCUCUCAACAGUGGAAAAAUAAAAAACAGCCAACGGCUCAUUACAUCUGGUCACACCAUGUGGAGGCAGCAGUUUAUCAAAUAAGUCAACAAGACGAGAUGCAGCGACUAUGUGUGUAUGUGCUGAUCUUUGCACUGGCUCUGGCCGCCUUCUCUGAAGCUUCUUGGAAGCCCCGCUCCCAGCAGCCAGAUGCACCCUUAGGUACAGGGGCCAACAGGGACCUGGAGCUACCCUGGCUGGAGCAGCAGGGCCCAGCCUCUCAUCAUCGAAGGCAGCUGGGACCCCAGGGUCCCCCACACCUCGUGGCAGACCCGUCCAAGAAGCAGGGACCAUGGCUGGAGGAAGAAGAAGAAGCCUAUGGAUGGAUGGACUUCGGCCGCCGCAGUGCUGAGGAUGAGAACUAACAAUCCUAGAACCAAGCUUCAGAGCCCAGCCACCUCCCACCCCACUCCAGCCCUGUCCCCUGAAAAACUGAUCAAAAAUAAACUAGUUUCCAGUGGAUCAAUGGACUGUGUCAGUGUUGUAGGGCAGAGGAGGGGGACUCAUCUGGGGGUGAAGUUGUGGCAGGGAGAAGAGCUGAGUGCCUCUUAGGGGCAGGGACUCUGGCUGAUUCUUCUUGGGUCCCCCAGAGCCCCACAUUGAACGAGAAUCCACAGGUAUGGGCAGGAUAAUAUAUGGUAGGGUUCAUAGCCAGAGUAACCUUUUAUUUUUAUUUUUUUUUUAUUUUAUUUUUGAGAUGGAGUUUCGCUCUUGUCUCCCAGGCUGGAGCGCAGUAAUGAGACCUCGGCUCACUGCAACCUCUGCCUCCUAGGUUCAAGCGAUUUUCCUGCCUCAGCCUCCCAAGUAGCUGGGAUUACAGGUGCCCGCCACCACACCUGGCUAAUUUUUUUGUAUUUUUAGUGGGGACGGGGUUUCACCAUGUUGGCCAGGCUGGUCUUGAACUCCUGACCUCAGGUGAUCCACCCGCCUCGGCCUCCCAAAGUGCUGGGAUUACAGGCAUGAGCCACCGCGCCCAGCCUCAGAGUAAGCUUUUUAAAAGAUAAACCUUGUCACACUUGGUUUUAACGUUGCAAUGUUUCCCAGUGCACUUAGAAUACAACCUGAACUCCCUGCCACAGCCCUGAAAGCUAGCCCUGAGGUUCUCCUCCCACUGUGCGCCAAGUGGCUUCCUUCUCUUUGUCCUCUCGGUCCUUUCCCUUACACAGACAUGCCAUGUUCUCUCUUGCUCAGAGCCUCCGACCUCGCCAUUCCCUGUGCCUGCAACGCUCUUCCCCAGGCACAGAUAUGGUGGGCUCCCCUUUCCUCCUUAGCUCUUGGGUGAAAUGCCUCUUCCUGAGAGACCUACCCUUUCUGCUCCUCACCCUUCACACAUAGACCCAGUUAUUCUCUACCACAGGGUCAAAUAAAAGAGAAAAAAUCAAGCUUUUUAAAGAAUGAAUGCUAGUUGUGUUCAGAAGUCUUACAGAGGACUAUAGAUUGAGGCCUCCAGCCCAGGAGCAGGCUCUGGCACAAUGUUUCAGCCCAUUGCUUAUAUACAGCUGGGGGCUAAAGGUGGAGGUUCCGUAUGUGCAAAAUCCCAUCAGACUUGCUCAGAAUUACAUGACAGCAGAAUCACAGCAAGGUUUGGGUCCUAGAUCACAGAGGCAUCAUCACUAACCUCGUCAGAUGUCAUCUUGGAAAUGUUCUGUGUCAGAAAAGCCAGGGACUAGGAUUAUUUCUCUUUUAAGAAACAUGAAGACACAAGCCGGGCGCAGUGGCUCACAUCUGUAAUCCCAGCACUUUGGGAGGCCAAGGAGGGUGGAUCACUUUAGGUCAGGUGCUCGAGACCAGCCUGGCCAACAAGGUGAAACCCCGUCUCUACUAAAAAUACAAAAAUUAGCCAGGCAUGUGGCUGUAGUCCUGGCUACUCGGGAGGCUGAGGCAGGAGAAUUGCUUGAACCCGGGAGGCAGAGGUUGCAGUGAGCCGAGAUUGUGCCAUGGCACUCCAGCCUGGGCAACAGAACAAGACUCUCUUUCAAAGAAAAAAAAAAGAAGAAGAAGAAAAGAAAAGUAGUGACUCAGCCAAGAGACAUGGGAGGGCCUCAGGCUCUCUCCUGUGCUGUCUUCAAAGCAUCUUUCCGGAGGGCUGCACGUCUGUCUUUAGUCACAGAGUCAGGUGCUUUGUGAAACUGUGCCGACAAGCAGAAAGGAGCAAACACAGCUUCUUAAUGUUUGUUGCUUUGUCUCACAACAGCAG